Haemonchus placei is the source of this 618-nucleotide messenger RNA. The record is from the annotation of a GenBank genome assembly. Lineage: Eukaryota; Metazoa; Nematoda; Chromadorea; Rhabditida; Trichostrongylidae.
UUGGAUUCAUCUAACACAGAUCACUUACAGCACUUCUCCAUAUCUACAGGCUUGGGCGCUUCAAUACAAUGCCUUGAAGCCUGUGAAGACCUUCACAAAUACGGGUUCAUACACCGUGAUCUGAAACCUGCAAAUUAUGCUUGUGGAUUAGGCGAAAAGAAACAUGUGUAUAUUUUGGACUUCGGAAUAGCUAGACGUAUUCUCAAUGAUAAAAAUGAAUUGAAGACGCCACGUGUAUCAGUUCGUUUCAAGGGUACUAUACCAUUUGCCUCCAUUGCUUGUCACAGAGGUAUAGAAAUGGGGCCAAAAGAUGAUUGCGAGUCAUGGUUCUACUUGAUGUUAGAUUUAACGGUUCCGGGAGGCUUGAUUUGGAAACGAAUUGCUGAUAAGAAUGAAGUGCUCAAAGUGAAAGAAGAAUGUAGGACGUCGAGAAAGGACCAAAUGCUUGGCUCUUUGAAAUGCAAAGAAGAACUCUUGCGAGUACUCGAGUAUAUCGAUAAGCUGCAGUAUCACGAUCAUGUUGAUUAUACGUACAUUUAUAAGAUGCUCGAAGAGGGAGCAAUUCAAGCGGGUGGAAAUGUGAAUAAUCCAUAUGACUGGGAGACCGAAAUUCCGUAA